AAAUCCGCAACUACACAAACAAACACAUUCAUCUUUCACAUUCACUGAAACGCUCUUAAGAAGGCGUUGUCAUGGAAGAAGCAGCAUUUGUGACAUUCUAUUUCUUUCUUUCUUCCAGAAUCCUUCUUUUAAAACACUGCGACAAAGCGUGACAUCUAUGGGACAAACCGUUGGUUUAACAGCACGAGCCGUUUAUUAAACCGCAGGAGGAGGAGGGUCCAAGAGCAAAACACAGGCACACGAAGUUUAUAGCGCACAGGAUGGGAUGAUUCUUUCAGAUUGAGACCAAAAGGGUCAGAGUAAAUCAAUGAAUGCCCAAUGCGGAGGAUUUUCUCCGGAGGAUAGCGGUACGGCAUAGUGUAAUGCUCCAUGCGGAGUGAUCGAUGAAUGUCUGCGUACGCGAAUAACCGCAGUUUGGCUGAAAAGCAAUGGCAACCGGUCACGACCCGUGGUUGCCAUGGGUGAUAGUCUGUCAUGACUAUCUAGGCAAGAGGGUCUUCCAGGUCCCCCCGUCUACAGUGAUCAGGUACAUCAAGACCCUGAUCUACCAAGAAACAGACUAUCCUGUGUCUCAGCAGCAGCUGUUUCACAAUGGAAAACUGGUUCAUGAUGGGGUUGAGAUUGGAAGCUUGGCGCCUCGCGGGAGCCAUGAAAUAAUCAUGACAUUGCAUGGACAAGGCCCGAGAGGAGGAGGGAGGUUCGGACAGACUACGCCACCAUUGGUUGAUUUUUUGAAAGAUAUUUUGAGAAGAUAUCCAGAGGGUGGACAAAUUCUAAAAGAGCUGAUUCAGAAUGCAGAGGAUGCUGGGGCCACUGAGGUCAAGUUCAUGUAUGACGAGACGGAGUAUGGAGUGGAAUCACUGUGGUCAAAUGAUAUGGCUCAGUAUCAGGGAACAGCAUUGUAUGUCUAUAAUGAUGCCGUCUUCACCACAGAAGACUGGAAUGGUAUCCAGGAGAUUGCACGGAGUAGAAAAAGAGAGGAUCCUCUUAAAGUGGGAAGAUUUGGUAUUGGAUUUAACUCUGUCUACCACAUAACAGAUGUUCCUAGUAUAUUCAGUGGGGAUCAAAUUGCAAUGCUGGACCCUCAUCAGAUGUUGUUUGGAGUCCACGAGUCUGGGCAGUGCUGGAAUUUGAAGUCCGAUAUAAAGGAAAUAACCGAGCUUAAUGAUCAAUUUGCCCCUUAUUUUGGCCUGCUCGGUAGCUCCGAGAAAACCAUCAAGGAUGGCAACUUUCCAGGAACACUCUUUCGUUUUCCACUCCGUAUGAAACCCUCACAAUUAAGUAACAACAUUUACAAUAAAGAAAAAGUUCUGGAGCUUUUUGAAUCGUUCAGAGUUGACGCAGACACUGUGUUGCUCUUUCUAAAAAGCGUGCAGAAGGUCUCUCUGCAUGUACGGGAAUCUGAUGGAACAGAGCGAAUGCUUUUCCAGGUCACAGCAAGCGACAGCCAAGAAGAUAAGAUGGAGUGGCCCAAUGCUCUGAAGACCCUGGGACAGGCAAUAGAUAGCUACAGUAAUGGCGUGCUGAGCAGUUCAGUCACCUGUGCCACCUACCAACUCUCCAUUGAAGUGCGGGAUGAAACGGCCAAAGAGACUCAAAAGACCACCUGGUUAGUGUGUAAUGGCGUAGGAGGGCGAGGAAUGUGCGGUGAACUGGAUUCUCUUGCCGAUGAUCUGAAGUUCAUCCCAACCAUUGGUAUUGCCUUGCCCCUUACGCUUAUUGAUGAGGACAAAGGGGCAACUUCUUGUGUCUCAGGACGUGCUUUCUGUUUCCUCCCACUGCCCCUUGGAGAAGAAAGUAUGACAGGAUUGCCGGUCCACGUCAGUGGUUUCUUUGGUCUGACGGACAACCGCAGGAGCAUCAAAUGGCGGGAGGUGGACCAGUGGAGGGACCCGGCGGCUCUUUGGAACGAGCUUCUCAUAGUCACAGUCAUUCCAAGGGCUUACUUCACACUCAUCAUGGAGACCAUCAGGAGAAUCCAAACUAAGAAGGACCAAGAUUUUCCCCUUUCCCCGAGAGGUAUUUAUGGAGCCUGGCCUGAUCCAAACAGAAUCCGACCUCGCUGGAAACCCAUUCUUGAGCCCCUUUUCAAUGACUUGCUUCAACAGCCGGUCAUCUACUCGCUCAACCGGAGCUGGGUUCAGGUGGAUGAAACCAUAUUCUCAGACUUGGACUCCAGCAUGGACACUACAGAGACUGUCAUCAAAUACCUCCAGAGCUCAGGGAUGAUGCUGGCUCAGGUGCCAGCCUACAUUGAUGCAAUACUGACAAUAUUUGUCACCAAGCCAGGUAGCCUGAGGAGAGUGACCCCUUCUUUUGUGCGCCAGACUCUGAGGAAAUGUCGCCAUAGAGGGUCCUCUAAUGAGAAGCUGCUCCUGCUAGAGUUUAUCCUUAGCGAUGCUUGCUACAAUGACCUCAUUGGACUGGAGCUUCUACCUUUACAGGAUGAGACAUUUACUGUGUUCUCCUCUUCUGUGAAUGACAAAGAUGCUGUCUACAUCGCCUCAGAGGAGUAUCCAAGGUCCCUUUAUCCAGGACUGGAGGGAAGAUUUGUCUUGGAAAGCAUUGCCCCUCAUGUCAUGACCAGCCUGAAAGAAGCAGCCAAAAGCAGAGUUCAACAGUACCUUUGGGGUUGUUCAGGGAGGCCUUGCACUCAGGUUCAAGUGCUAACCCCAGAGAGAUCAGCACGCCUAAUUAAAGAAGUCCUUACCGCAGCAUGGCCUUCUAGAGAUUUUGCAGUUCAGUGGUACCCUGGUGAUCAAGAGAAGCAGCAUCCCUCAGCAUCUUGGCUCAGAAUGAUUUGGAAGCAUCUCUACAUUAACUUUGCAGAUGACCUUAGUGUGUUUGAAGAUUUGCCUUUGAUUCCAAAUGUGCCACUGACUGACACCUUAGAUUCUCUAGAGCUACUGCGUCUAAAAACUCAAUCACCCAUCAUUCUUGUAAAUGAGGAAGAGGGUCCUCCGUCAGAAGACUUACUUGAAGUUAUGAAGAAACUUGGCUGUGUUAUCUUGAAGCAACUUGAUCCCUGCUUGCACCAUCCACUCCUGAAAAAUUACAUUCACCAGUCAUCACCAAGCACACUACUGCAAAUUAUGGAAAAAUCUACAUCCCAGAGAUUAGCAAACCAAGUUUCAUCUUUCUCUGUCAAACAGAAAAUUGCCCUCAGAGGCUUUUUUGCUGGUCUUACUGAUGUUACAGAAAAAGAGAAACGCAUAAUUCAAGAGCUUCCCAUCUUUGACAAAGUUGGACAGAAGUCAAACACAGACCCUUCACUUUUUACAUUAUUGAAAGGAGCCAGAGUAUUACAUCAUACUGCCAAGCAUCCAUUAGAUGUGAAAUUGUCCAUAAAUGUAGUUGACUGCAGUGAUGAGGCAACCAUCCGUCUAAUAAAGCUGUUGAACAUUGAACAAGUGAAAAGCACUGAAUGUCUAAAAGUGAUAAUUCAAGACAUUGAGAAAGGAUUCUACACCAAAGAGGAAGUCACAAAAAUCAUCCUCUGGGCUCUUACUCAUUUGUCUUUUCUGAAGAGUGAAAACAAGGCAGUAAUUAGUUGGCUUUCGUCACUGAAGUUUAUUUAUACCUCUUCAGAAAAACCUUAUUCACCAACAGACUUUUUUGAUCCAGAGUUAGAGAUUUUGCAGAACCUUUUCUUCAUGGAAGAAAAGAUUAGGUUUCCCCCAGAUGACUAUACAUCAUCUCCUGAUGCCCUUCAUUCACUGAGGCAACUGGGGCUGAAAAAUGAGGUUCAACUCAGUGAAAAGGAUGUGCUCCAAGUUGCCAGAAAAAUUGAGGAGUUGCAAGGAAAUAGCAAACCAGAUUGGAAUCCUAUUUUAAUGAAGGCAAAAACACUUCUUACUAUCCUAAACAAACAGACAAAGUUGGUGAAGUCCUCUGAGGUUCAGACAAACUUGCAAAAAUUGAAAUGGGUGCCUGUUUGCAAAGACAGACCACUGAAUUACCCAAAGUCACUUACUUGGAGAGGUGAUUCCUGUAAUAUUUCCUCUCUUUCUGAAAUGUGUGAAAUUUCUCAUGCUGUGCUUGUUGGUUCUUCAGUUGCCCUUGUGGAACGUACCUCUGCUGGCAUGAAAAAAGCCCUGAAGUUGUCAUUAGAACCUCAGGUGGAUCAAGUGCUCCAGCAUUUGAAAGCAGUAAAUGACUGGCACAAAUCCCAAGCAUUUACCACUGAGGACUGGUAUCAGUUUCAGCAGAUCUUGUUUGAGAUAUAUGAAUUCAUGCAAGCUCAUUUGGAGGAUGCAAGGGAAGCCGUGGAGUCUUUGCCCUUUGAUUGGGUUUGGACGGGGAAAACCUUUGCUUCCCCUGGAUGCACAGUUUUAAAGCCCAUACCAGAUUUGGACCUCCAGCCUUACUUGUACUCAUUACCAAAGACCAUUGCAAAAUUCACCAAGCUUUUUAAAUUAUGUGGCUCUAUUGAAGAAGUUGUUCCCAGUCAUGUGUUUGAAGUUGUCGAAACAAUCAGGCAAAGGAGUGAGCAGGAGAUGACAAAAGAAGAAAGCAAACGCAAUGUCCUACUCCUGAUAAAUAUUUUACGGUGGCUAUACAGCAGUCAAAUAUCAGUAGAUGCUGACAUGCACAUCCCCAUUCUGUACCACAAAGAUCCAAGCAAACUGGUUAUGAAACCUAUCCAUGAAUGCACUUACUGUGACAUCAAAGUAGAGGAUCUGAAUGACUUACUAGAUGAUGUUUCAGAGCCCAUCAUCCUUGUCCAUGAUGACAUUCCAAUGAAAACUGCUGAAUGGUUGAGAGUUCCAUGUUUGAGCACGAGAUUGAUAAACCCAGAGAACCUUGGGUUUGAACAAUCAGGACAAAGAGAGCCUCUAACUGUGAGAAUAAAGAACAUUCUAGAGGAGUAUCCAUCAGUUGCGGAUAUCUUCAAAGAGCUUUUGCAGAAUGCUGAUGACGCAAAUGCUACUGAGUGUAGUUUUCUGAUUGACAUGCGAAAGAAUCUUGAAAUCCGAGAGAAUCUGCUUGACCCUGGCAUGAUUGUUUGUCAUGGCCCAGCAUUGUGGUCCUUCAACAAUUCUGUUUUCUCUGAUACAGACUUCCUUAAUAUAACCAGGCUUGGUGGAUCCAUGAAAAGAUGUGAAGCUGACAAAGUGGGCAAAUUUGGCCUAGGGUUCAACUCCGUUUAUCAUGUGACUGACAUACCCAUUAUCAUGAGUAGAGAAUUCAUGAUCAUGUUUGAUCCCAACAUCAAUCACAUUGGCAAACACAUCAGAGACAAGUCAAAUCCAGGUAUCAAAAUUAACUGGAGCAAACAGCAGAAACGGCUACGGAAGUUUCCCAAUCAGUUCAAACCUUUCAUCAAUGUAUUUAACUGUCAGCUUCCUCUGUCACUGGAGUCACCUUACAAGUAUGAUGGGACCCUCUUCAGACUUCCUUUCAGAACUGAGCAGGAGGCAUCUGUAAGUGAAAUCAGCAGUAUUUACUACAAUACCACUGAUAUCUACUCUCUUGUGGAUGAAUUUAGCAUCUGUGGUCACCGGCUCAUUCUCUUCACACAACAUGUUGGAACAAUGGUCUUGAAGUAUUUGAAAUGUGAGGAGCCAAACCCUGCUGCUGCACAGGAUGUGGUCACGAUAAACAAGAGUGUGUGGUCCUCCAAAGCUGCUUAUGGCCCCCUAAGUAUUCUGAAAUCUGCUGCCAAAGUCAUGAAAAAAGUUGCAGCCACCAACAGAGUGCCGGCUGAGGUCCCUAAGUCUGGUUGCAUCAUCAGAAUUGUAGUGGAGGAGUUCCACAAUGUCUUCAGACGUAUUGUUGAUCUUCAGUCCCCACUGUUCAGAGGUUCUGAAGAGGAUCCAUCGUCCUACUUUGAGAUGGCUGCUAAGGGCACACAAACUAAAAGACUUACAGAUGACAUGCCACAGAAGGGAGUGGAAAAUACAAACUGGCUUAUCUGCUCAUGCAUGGAUGUGACAGAAGCUCUGAAGUUCUCCUUGAGUGAUAGUGGAAAACGCCUCGGUCUGGUACCAUGUGGAGGUGUAGCUGUGCUGCUCUCUGAAGAAGACAAUAGAAAAUGGACCGUAAAGACAAGUGCAACCCCAAUUGGGGAAGUGUUCUGCUACUUACCCCUUCGAAUCAAAACUGGCUUACCUGUGCACAUAAAUGGUUGCUUUGCUGUCACAUCAAAUCGCAAAGAGAUCUGGAAGACAGACACAAAAGGACAAUGGAAUUCCAUUUUUAUGAGACAUGUGAUUGUCCAAGCAUACUUGGCUGCACUUAACAUGCUGAGGUCAAUGGCAGAAAGUGGGGAAUUAUUGGACUACAGCUAUUAUGCAGCCUGGCCUGACCCUGGAGUUGUCCAUGAUGAUUUCAAUCUGAUUUGUCAAGGGGUUUAUCAAGAAAUAGCUAAAGGUGUUGAUGAUGACCGUGCAAAAGUCUUUUCAGAUGGAAAAACCUGGGUGUCAAUCAAGAAUGUCCGUUUUUUGGAUGACUCUUUGCUUUGCAGACCAGACAUUGGGUCUGCUGCCUUCAAGAUAUUCUUGAAAUACCUCAGAAAGUGUGGUUCCCAAGAUCUUUGUGCUGUUGAGCUGCCAGACUGGGUCAAGGAAGGCUUCGAUGAUGCUGGCUGUAAAGGAAAAUUGAUGGAGAACACCCUGACAGAGACACAGUUUUUCUCAGAUGUGUUCUUCCCCCAUAUCCAAGACAUUGAUAAGGAUCUACGUGAUCCUCUGAUGUAUUAUGUGCUCAAUGAAAAACUUGAGGAUUUUGCAUCCAUACUGAGGGAAACCCCAUGUAUUCCAUGUUCAGGACCAUCACAGAAGCUUGUUUUGCCAUCUCGACUCAUACAUCCUGAGGGCAGAGUAGCCAAACUGUACAACAGUGAAGAUGGAAGAUUCCCUGAAGGAAGUUUAAGAGACUAUGUCAAUCCUGUAUGCUUGGUGAAAUUAGUUCAGCUGGGUAUGGUCAAGGAUGACCUGUCUUGGGAAGACUUGAUUGAACGGGCUGAGUCUGUAUUGGCUCUAAAUGAAAAUGACCACACACUUGCGUGCCACAGGAGCAGUAUAAUCCUCAGUCUCAUUGAUGAAAAACUAAAAAUGAGAGAUCCAGCAGCAAAUCAGUAUCUUGCCAAAUUACAAAAUAUCAAAUUCCUUCCAUUCUUGACAAAACCAGCUGGAUUUUCACUUCCAUGGCAUGGAAACAAUUUCCCCCAAUCUGCCAUGUUCUCGGCAAAAGACCUUUUUACAACAGACCAUCAAGACACUGUGUGUUUAAUGAAGCCCAUUCUCAAUGAAAAUUCCCCUUCCUUCAAAGGAUGUGGUCCUAUCUCACUGGCUGUGAAAGACUUUCUUGGAUUGAUAAAAAAGCCAACUGUUUCAUUAGUCAUCAGCCAACUGAAAGAGCUCUCAAAAUCCUUUGAUGGUGUAACUCUGUAUCAAGAAAACAUAACCAAUGCUUGCUACAAAUAUCUCCACGAGGAAUUGCUGCAGUCCAAUGCUGCGAAAGAGGAAAUCAUGGAGGAGCUAAAAACAUUCUCUUCAAUUCUAGUCGAGAACACAUACGUGGAACCAUCAAAAGUAGCAUUUCACUUAAACUUUGAUGCUGCUCCAUACCUUUACCAGCUUCCCAACAAGUACAGAAAUAGUUGUCGGGAACUUUUUGAAAAUGUGGGAGUUCAACCUAGCUUCACUGUUGAAAUAUUUGCAGCAGUUUUACAGCUGAUAAAAACUGAAUGUGGGAGAAAACCUCUUACUGAAGAAAACUUUCAGCUGUCUCGUAGAAUAAUUAGUGAGGGAAUAUGGAGCUUGAUCCGAGACAAAAAUCAAGAAUUCUGCCAAAGCAACUAUGGGGAGAUGCUUCUUCCUGACAGCAAUUUCACACUACAACCAUCAAAAUCACUUUGCUAUAAUGACUGUCCUUGGAUUAAAGUCAGGGACACAACCGUUAAAUACUGCCAUGGUGAUAUUCCAAGAGAGGUGGCAGUAAAAUUGGGAACGGUUCCAAAACGUCACAAAGCCUUAGAAAGAUAUGCCUCCAAUGUUUGCUUCACUACCCUUGGAAGUGAGUUUGGGCAGAAGGAGAAGCUCACCAGCAGAAUAAAAAGUAUCCUCAAUGCUUAUCCAUCAGAAAAGGAGAUGUUGAAAGAGCUCCUGCAGAAUGCAGAUGAUGCAAAAGCCACAGAAAUAUACUUUGUCUUUGAUCCCAGAACCCACCCAUCUGACAGAAUCUUUGAUGACAAAUGGGUUCCCAUGCAAGGCCCAUCACUCUGUGUGUACAACAAUCAACCUUUUACAGAGGAUGAUAUUAGGGGGAUCCAGAAUCUUGGAAGGGGCACCAAAGAGGCAAACCCUGGAAAAACUGGGCAAUAUGGCAUUGGGUUUAACUCGGUGUAUCACAUUACUGACUGCCCAUCUUUUAUCUCAAAUAAUGACAUUCUGUGCAUCUUUGAUCCGCAUGCCCGUUAUGCACCUGGAGCAACAUCUGUCAGUCCAGGAAGAAUGUUUAGAGAUCUGGAUUCAGACUUCAGAUCACAGUUUUCUGAUGUACUCAACUUAUACCUAGGAAAUCACUUCAAGCUGGAACGCAGCACAAUGUUCAGAUUUCCCAUAAGAAAUGUAGAAAUGGCCAAUAUCUCAGAGAUCAGCUCAGCACCUGCUUCAGACAGAAUGGUUCAAAAUUUCCUUGACAAAAUACGAAUGGAUGGUGCAGAACUUCUUAUGUUUUUGAAUCACAUGGAGAAAAUUUCUAUAUGUGAAAUUGAGAAUGGAACUGGGGAUUUAAAAACUCUAUAUUCUGUGACCGCAAAAAUCACAGAUGGUGACCGGCUAAAACGCAAGCAAUUUCACGCGUCAGUUCUGGACAGUGUCUCCAAGAAAAAACAGCUGGCUCAAAUUCCAGUGCAACAGAUUACCUACACAAUGGACAUAGAAGACACAGAUGGUACUUCUAAUACCUGGCUGAUAUGCAACAGAUCUGGAUUUUCUGACAUGGAAAAGGUAUCUAAGAGUGUCAUUUCAGCUCACAAAAAUGAAGACAUAACACUCUUUCCACGUGGUGGUGUUGCUGCAUGCACCAGCCACAACUACAAAAAACCACAUAGAGCCUUCUGUUUUCUUCCUCUUUCUCUGGAGACUGGCCUGCCUUUCCAUGUGAAUGGCCAUUUUGCUUUAGACUCUGCCAGAAGAAAUCUGUGGAGGGAUGACAAUGGAGUUGGUGUCAGGAGUGACUGGAACAACAAUCUAAUGAAAAUGCUAAUCGCUCCUGCAUGUGUAGAACUGCUAAUUCAACUGAAACGUCGGCUUUUUCCAGGCCCUGACCCCACCAUGACAAUAUUUCAAGGAACUCCAAUCCAUGUUGUCAGGGAUAUUUUGAGAAAAUUUUUGUCUAUCUUUCCUGUAAACAGACUGGACAUUCAACCAGAUUGGUAUUGUUUGGUAAAGGCAGUCUACCUUUGCAUUCAUGAAGAUUUGAAAAGACUACUCCCUGUUGUUAGAGCACCCUACAUUGAUAACAGUGAUAUGCACUCUGCAGUAUACAUCUCCUGGGUGAACACUUCCACCUCAACCAAAGGCCGGGCUUUCUUUGACAACUUACUUCAGGAUGAGUUGCAGCAUCUUAAAAACACAGAGUAUAACAUUACCACAAGAAAAUCUGUAGCAGAAAAUGUUUUCAGAAUGAAGGCCAUGCUCCUGGAUGUUGGCUUCAACCUAAUCCACAGCUGUGAUGAGACAACCAGUCUAUAUUCUUGCCUGGAAGAUGCUGGGAUUCCAGUCAACUAUGUGACUCCUGAGGAUGUCCGCAGCUUCCUUCUGACAUUCUCGUCUCCAGACACAUCUUGCCAAGUUGGAAAGCUACCAUGUCGACUGCAGCAGUCCAAUUUCAAGCUUUUCCACGGUCUAAAACUACUUGUCGACUACUGCUUCAAAGAUGUGGAGGAAAACGACAUUAACAUAGAGGGGCUGCCACUUCUGUUAACAAUGGACAACAUUCUGCAAGUGUUUGACUCCAGACAUCCAAAGUUUCUGACUGCUCAUCAUGAGCUUGUUCCAUCAAGGAAGGAGCUUUUCAUGCACACAUUAUACCUUCGGUACAGUAACAUCCUUCUAAAAGCAGGUGUGGCAAAGACCUUUGACAUAAGCAGUUUUGGAGAUCUCCUGGGAUCUGUAUUUCCCAGAGAGUGCAGAACAAGAAACUCCGUAAAAUGGAAGGAGAACUUUCCUACUGAAUCUUGGCUUAAGAGUGCAUGGCAUUUUAUCAGUGAACAACUUGCGACCAAGGAUGACCAGACAGAGAUCAAGCCUAAAUUUGAAACCAUUCUGGAUAUAUUGAAAGACUGGGCACUUCUUCCAGGAAUCAAAUUUAUGGUGUCAGGAAACAAAUUGGUUGUGCCAGAGCAUGACAUUUUGUUACCCCUGAGCCUAAUCUUUGCAGCAAUCUUUCCAAAUGGACAAAAUGACAAAGUCUUUCACACCCUGAUGAAGGGAGGAUGCUUUCAAUUGGCUGUGAAUAAAAUAUGUGUCAAAGAGAGUCCCAUCUUGCCUCUGUUGGCUCAGCAUACAGCAAAUAUAGACAGUCCUUCCAGCAUAAUUCGGGCACUUGAGUACAUGAUCCAGAUAUCGGCUUUCAAAACAGCAAGUUUGACUGACAAAGACUUUGAAGCACUGUUGUUGUACUUCAACUGUAAUUUGACUAAUCUGACCCAGGAUGAUGUACAAUGUCUGAAACUGUUGCCAUGUUACAAAGCUGUCAGUGGCCGGUACAUCUGCAUUGCAAACUUCGGAGCAUGCUAUGUUCUAACAAAAAGCAUUCCCUCUGCCGACAUUGAAAAGUGGGCACACAAUACAUCCUCAGCCUUUCUCGCUGACAGUCCACAGCUGAAAGAACUCUACAUGAUUCUUGGGGUCACACCAAUUGAUGACCUUGAGGUCUACCUGAAUCAUUUAAUUCCAAAAUUUGACAUUUUAUCACAUGAUGCCAAAAUCCAACAUGUCAUCUAUCUGAAGGAGAGGUUAUUGGCAAUGGAGGAGCCAAACAGCAUUAAGGAUCAGCUCUUUGAAAAACUAGAAGGUCUGUCUUUCAUUCAUGACUCCACCAAUAGACUGAAACCUGCCAAAGCCUUCUUCGAUCAAACAGUUAAAGUGUUUGAAGUAAUGCUUCCACAAAAAGCUUUCAUUCCCAACGAUUUCUUCAGAAAAAUUGAGCAGGUCUCAAAGCCAAAAAGUGGGACAUCCUAUUUACCCUCAUGGAUAACAUUCCUACGCAAUAUUGGCUUAAAAUAUGUUAUAUCACAACAGCAAGUUCUACAGUUCUCGAAAGAGAUCAGCAUCAAAGCUCAUACAGAGAGCUGGUCCAAGGACAAAGUUCAGAUCAUUGUUGAUGUUCUCCUAAAUCACAUUUUCAAUGAGAGAAUAGAUCUGUUUGAUGGGGCAUUCCUCAAAGAAAUCUCUAUGAUACCAUUUCUAUGCCCAGAGCGUGCACCAGCCGAGCUUGUCCGCCUCCAUGCUCAGUACCAAGAAAUGAAUGGCACCAUCCCUCUAAUUCGCUUCAAUGGGUCUCAAGUAAAUCCAAAGUUCAAACAAACUGAUAUCAUGCAGUUGUUGUGGACAUCUUGUCCUAUUCUACCAGAGAGAGCCACCCCAACAAGCAUAAAAGACCAGGAAGGAAACACACUUACCAGCCAAGAGCAGCUUGAUCUUAUUUUGAGCCUGUUAAACGUCAAUGUGGACCCACCAUUGGAAAAGGUAAUUAGCAAUUGCAAAAACAUAUGUAGCAUUGCUAACUUGGAUGAUGACACAGUGAAAACACGAAACAAGGUCUUGAGGAGCGUUUAUGAAUUUCUGAAUGCAGAAAAACAUGAAUUUCGCUGUCAGUUACGAGGAGUAGCCUUCGUCAUGGUUGAAGAGGGUUGGAAACUCCUUAAACCAGAGGAGGUUGUCAUUAACUUGGACAAUGAAUCUGACUUUAAACCCUACUUGUACAAACUUCCCCUUGAGCUGGGUACAUUUCACCAACUGUUCAAACUGUUGGGAACUGAGGACAUUGUUUCAACAAAACAAUAUGUUGAAGUUUUGUGUCGAAUUUAUAGAAUUUCAGAAGGCAAGCAGCUUGACCCGAAUGAAAUGAGAACAGUGAAAAGAACUGUCUCUGGGCUAUUCAAAAGUCUCCAGAAUGACCCAGUACAGGUCCGUAAAGACCUUGAGAAUAUCAGAGAUUUGACAUUUUACCUUCCAAGUCAUGAUGGACGAUUGGCUAAAUCGAACACUUUGGCCUUUGACGAUGCACCACACUACAAGAGCCGAAUUCAGGGUAAUGUUGGUGUUCAGAUGCUAGUUGACAUGAGUCAGUGUUACCUAGGUAAGGACCAUGCCUUUCACACAAAGUUGAUCAUGUUGCUUCCACAGAAACUGAGGCCCAGGCUUCUAAGUAGUAUCUUGGAAGAGCAACUUGAUGAAGACUCUCCAAAAAUGUGCCAAUUUGGUGCCCUUUGCUCCCUGCAGGGACGACUUCAAUUGCUCCUUUCAUCAGAGCAGUUUAUCACUGGGUUAAUUCGGAUCAUGAAACACGAGAAUGAGAAUGCAUACAUGGUGAAUGAAGAGAAAGCAAUACGGUUAUGUAAAGCACUGUGUGAGGGCUUAAAGGUGUCUUGCUUUGAGAAACUACAGACAACAUUGCGAGUGAAAGGCUGCAGCCCGAUUCCCCACAGCCGUAGUGAAACUCUUGCCUUUCUUAAAAGGUAUGGAACAGCUGUUAUCCAUCUGUACAUUCAGCACUCUGACAGCAAAGACAUUAAUUUUCUUCUUGCUUUGGCAAUGACCCUCAAGUCAGCGACAGACAACCUGAUUUCUGACACCUCCUAUCUUAUUGCUAUGCUGGGUUGCAAUGACAUUUACAGAAUAACAGAGAAGCUAGACAACCUUGGUGUCAAGUAUGACACAACUGAGCCCUCAAAGCUAGAGCUUCCACUUCCUGGUACACCCAUACCUGCAGAGAUUCAUCAUUUACUGCUCAUGGACCCCAUGAAUGUCUUUUACCCUGGAGAAUACGUUGGUUACCUGGUAGAUUCAGAGGGAGGUGAUAUUCUAGGCACUUACCAGCCAACUUACACAUACGCUAUCAUCGUUCAGGAAGUAGAACGAGAGGAAGAGGAAAGUCCAAGUUUCCUUGGCAAGUGCUUUCAAAUUGACAUUGGGUACAGUGAGUACAAAAUCGUGAGCUCUCUUGAUCUGUAUAAAUUUUCUAGACAGGAUGAUAGCACCCAUAUUCGAGAUGGCACACCAACUCCAACAAGCCCCUCAGAGGGUCGUUCUCCUUGUGCCAGAAUGGUCCCUCCAAUAUUUCCUGGAAAGGAAAAUCACAGGGCUCCUCCAACAAAGGCAUCCUCCAAAAAGAUAAAACUCAAUGCAUUACCAGGAAUUCUAAAAGAAGUUACCUCAGUCGUAGAACAAGCUUGGAAACUUUCUGAAACCGAACGCAAGAAGAUUAUCCGCCGCUUAUACUUGAAGUGGCACCCUGACAAAAAUGCAGAGAAUCUUGAUAUUGCUACCGAAGUCUUUAAACACCUACAAAAGGAGAUCAGCAGGAUGGAGAAGCAAACACGGGCGGAGCAGACCACUGAUAGAGGAUCAAGGAGACCUUUCUCUGCAUCUUCCACUCGAUUCCAGUCAGAGAAAUUCUCAUUUCAGCGAUUUUACACAUCAUGGAACCAAGAAGCAACAAGCCAUAAAUCGGAAAAGCAGCAGUUCCGAGAACAAUUUAGUAGCUAUGCAGGCACAUCGCACUCAUAUCGCUUCUUUGUACCUCCAUCAUUUAAGUCUGUUGGGAACCCUGUGGAGGCACGACGGUGGCUAAGGCAAGCAAGAGCCAACUUUUCUGCUGCAAGAAAUGACCUUCAUAAAAAUGCCAAUGAAUGGGUAUGUUUCAAAUGCUACCUGGCAACAAAGCUUGCAUUAAUUGCUGCCGAUUAUGCAGUGAGAGGAAAAUCAGACAAGGAUGUGAAGCCCACAGCGCUUGCGCAGAAGGUAGAGGAGUACAACACCCAGCUAACAGGGUUGACCAAGGAUGUACACAUCCUGGAGGGUUAUGGUGUGGACAGCCUGAGAACUCGCUACCCUGACCUUUUGCCUUUCCCUCAGAUUCCUAAUGACAGAUAUACUUCAGAAGUAGCAAUGAGAGUAAUGGAAUGUACAGCUCGGAUAAUCAUCAAACUUGAGACAUUUGUCCAGCAAAAAAUCUGAAUGUCAGCAUUAGACAAUGCAAAGCACUAACAGUUAAAUUAACAAAGUGGUAGCUGUGCAAUAUAGACCAGUAAAUAUUAUAAAAUACUUUUUUAAAGUAAAAUUAUGUAUCUAGCUGGCAUUUUAUUUUAA
Molecule: messenger RNA, 14324 nt
Organism: Sinocyclocheilus rhinocerous
Lineage: Eukaryota; Metazoa; Chordata; Actinopteri; Cypriniformes; Cyprinidae
Product: sacsin-like
Exons: 10
Coding region: 429-14192 (4587 amino acids)
Molecular function (GO): Hsp70 protein binding
Source: RefSeq, a predicted model, not a curated record